AUGCCGAUUCAACAGCCCGCCAACCAGAUCAAACUGACCAAUGUGUCGUUGGUGCGGUACAAGAAGGGCAAGAAACGCUUCGAGCUCGCGUGCUACAAGAACAAACUACUCGAAUACCGGUCAGGAACCGAGACCGACCUCGACAACGUCCUCCAAGUGCCAACCAUUUUCCUGAACGCUUCCAAAGGCGAAACUGCCCCGAAUGCGGAACUCGUCAAGGCAUGGCCCAUGCCCACGCAUCAAGAGAAACAAGAAUCGGGGGGAAAAGGCGGGGGAAAGGGAGGGAAGAAGGCCAAGGGGAAAUCUGCAAACGAUGAGGGGGAGGAUGAAAAGUCAUGGAAGGACGCCAUCAUUGAAGAAAUCCUGAAAAAGGGCGAGAUCCAAGUGAACGCCAACGAGCGCAAGGAACUACUGGAUAGAAUGGAGAAAGAGAUCGUGGAAGAGGUGGCCCAGAGACUCGUCGACCCGCAGACCAAGAGAGUCUACACCACAGGCAUGAUCAAGAAGGGACUCGAUGUCCUCUCGAAACAGGGUGGUCAUGUCCCAUCACAGGACUCUUUGGGUCAUAAACUCGGCAAGCUAAAUCUGGGCGAAGGUGUCAAGAAGGGCGCUGCCGCACCAAAGGGAUCUAGCGAGACGAGCGGGCAAGCGACGCCAAUGACCGACGACGACGACGAGUCUGCGUCUGGAAGCAACUCUAAGGGCAAGAGAAGCGACGUGCCGACGUGGACUGGGGUCGUGACCAACAAAUCCGUCAAGCAGCAGGCUCUUGAGGCAAUCCGUGCUUUGAUCGCCUGGCAACCCAUUCCGGUCAUGCGUGCACGUAUGAGACUGCGAAUCACUUGUCCCACCAACAUCGCAAAGCAGGCGGCCAAGUCCAAGGUUGUCAGCACAAGCACAGAUGCUAGCGAAGACGCCGGAGCCGAUCAAGGCAAAGGCACCAUCAAGGAUCGCAUUCUUUCCUUCGUCGAGCAGGUCGAGAGCCAGGAGGUGCUGGGUGAGGAGUGGGAAGUCGUGGGGUUCGUGGAGCCGGGCGCCUUUAAAGCCUCGGGGAAUUCAUCGCCGCGAGAUGAAGGGGAGAGGGAGGCUAGAAGUGCUGGACAUGGCCGUCACACAUACGGAUGA
Messenger RNA from Fonsecaea erecta, 1125 nucleotides. RefSeq lists its product as hypothetical. Gene Ontology annotation, biological process: ribosome biogenesis. The transcript has a single exon. The record is from RefSeq and is a predicted model, not a curated record. The coding region runs from base 1 to 1125 and encodes 374 amino acids. Lineage: Eukaryota; Fungi; Ascomycota; Eurotiomycetes; Chaetothyriales; Herpotrichiellaceae.